Telopea speciosissima is the source of this 2760-nucleotide messenger RNA. RefSeq lists its product as uncharacterized. NCBI's taxonomy places the organism in Eukaryota, Viridiplantae, Streptophyta, Magnoliopsida, Proteales, Proteaceae. The transcript has 12 exons. The record is from RefSeq and is a predicted model, not a curated record. Gene Ontology annotation, molecular function: alpha-L-arabinofuranosidase activity. Bases 49 to 2670 code for a protein of 873 amino acids. Gene Ontology annotation, biological process: L-arabinose metabolic process.
UUUUUUUUUUUUUGGGGGGGUUCAAUUUUGGUGAGAUUUAGAGUCUAAAUGGAGAUAUUCAAGCUCUCUGUUUUCUACUUCUUCCUCGUUGUAUUGGUUUUCUCUUCUGGUUUUGUUUAUGGGAAGGAGUGCACGAAUAUUCCAACUCAGCUCUCUUCCCACUCGUACCGGUUCGAGCUCUUGUCGUCAGAGAAUGAAACUUGGAGGGAAGAGAUGUUUUCGCAUUAUCAUCUAAUCCCAACAGACGACUCCGCAUGGAUCAACUUGCUUCCUAGGAGGAUUUUGAGCGAAGAUGGGGAGGAACGUAAUUGGGCGAUGAUGUACAGAAGAAUGAAAUACUCUGAUAACACUAAUAAGCCUCAAGAGGCAGGGAGUUUUCUCAAGGAAGUCUCGCUACACGACGUGAGAUUGGAUCCGAAUUCCCUACAUGGGCGGGCUCAGCUGACAAACUUGGAGUACUUGUUGAUGUUGGAUGUGGAUAGCUUGGUCUGGAGUUUUAGAAAGACGGCAGGUUUGCCAACUCCUGGGACGGCGUAUGGAGGAUGGGAGGACCCAACUACCGAGCUUCGGGGUCAUUUCGUGGGGCAUUACAUGAGUGCCUCGGCACAAAUGUGGGCUAGUACUUACAAUGCCACUCUACUUGAGAAAAUGUCUGCUGUGGUUUCUGCACUUGAUGCCUGUCAGAAGCAAAUGGGCUCAGGUUACCUAUCAGCUUUCCCAUCUGAGCAGUUUGACCGUUUUGAAGCUAUACAACCAGUGUGGGCACCAUACUACACCAUUCACAAGAUCUUGGCAGGCCUUUUGGAUCAAUACAUGUUGGCUGGUAAUACUCAAGCUUUAAAUAUGGUGGUGUGGAUGGUUGAGUACUUCUACAACCGUGUUCAAAAUGUCAUAUCAAAGUAUUCUGUUGAAAGGCAUUAUCUGUCACUUAACGAAGAAACUGGCGGCAUGAAUGAUGUCCUUUAUAAGCUAUACAGCAUAACAGGUGAUCAGAACCAUUUGGUAUUAGCUCACCUUUUUGAUAAACCAUGCUUUCUAGGUUUGCUUGCAGUGAAGGCGGAGAGCAUUUCUGGUUUUCAUGCUAAUACUCAUAUCCCAGUUGUCAUUGGAUCUCAAAUGCGUUAUGAAACAACUGGUGAUCCGCUUUACAAGGAAAUAGGGACAUUUUUUAUGGAUCUCGUUAAUUCUUCACACAGCUAUGCUACGGGUGGAACAUCAGUUAGUGAGUUCUGGUCUGACCCAAAACGCCUUGCAAACACUUUGCAGGCAGAGAAUGAAGAAUCUUGCACUACAUACAAUAUGCUAAAGGUUUCUCGCCACCUAUUUAGAUGGACCAAGGAAAUGGCAUAUGCAGAUUAUUAUGAGCGUGCCCUGACGAAUGGUGUUUUAAGUAUCCAGAGAGGAAGGGAGCCUGGAGUUAUGAUCUAUAUGCUUCCUCAGGGCCAUGGGGUAUCCAAGGCCCGAAGUUACCAUGGAUGGGGAACAAAGUUCAACUCUUUCUGGUGUUGCUAUGGGACAGGAAUCGAAUCAUUCUCAAAGUUAGGAGAUUCGAUUUACUUUGAGGAGGAGGGGACACUUCCUGGUCUUUAUGUGAUCCAGUUUAUAUCAAGCAAUUUUGAUUGGAAAUCUGGACAGGUUGUGCUAAAUCAAACAGUAGAACCUGUUGUUUCAUGGGAUCCUUUCCUUCGACUGACGUUGGCAUUUUUUACAAAGGAGUUUAUACAGGGAGCAGAUCAAUCAUCAACCUUGAAUUUGCGGAUUCCACUUUGGACAUAUUCAAAUGGUGCCAAGGCAGCAUUAAAUGCACAGAAUUUGGAUUUACCUCAACCAGGUACUUUCCUGGCAGUCACAAGGCAAUGGAGUUUUGGAGACAAAUUGACUCUUCAGCUACCCAUUGGUCUAAGAACAGAGGCCAUAAAAGAUGACCGACCUGAGUUUGCUUCUCUACAGGCGAUCCUUUAUGGGCCCUACCUUCUUGCCGGUCUGACUAGUGGCGACUGGGACAUUAAAACAGGACCAACAAACUCACCCUCGGACUGGAUUACUGCAGUCCCAAGUAGUUAUAGUUCUCAGCUGAUCUCUCUUUCCCAAGUGGUCAGCAAUGAGACGUUUGUCUUUGUGAACUCCAACAAUUCCAUUACAAUGGAGAAGUUACCAGAACGAGGCACAGAUUCUGCUGUCCAUGCAACAUUCAGACUUAUCUCCGAAGACAUGAACUCCUCUAAUUUCUCGUCUCCGACAGAUGUCAUUGGCAAGUCAGUUUUGCUAGAACCAUUUGAUCUUCCUGGGAAGCUGGUGAUGCAACAAGGACCAAAUGGAUAUCUUUCUGUGGCAAGUGCAACUAGUGACAGGGAGUUGUUUAGAUUUAAGGUGGUGGCAGGAUUAGAUGGGAAGAAUAACUCAGUUUCCUUGGAGUCAGAGAGCCAUCAAGGGUGUUUUGUGUAUAGUGGGCUGAACUACAAGGCAGGCACAAGUGCUAAGCUCAGCUGCCAGUCAGGGACAGCAGAUGCUGGAUUCCAGCAGGCAGUAAGUUUUACCUUGGAUAAUGGAAGAAGAAAAUAUCAUCCCAUUAGCUUUGUGGCAAAAGGCGCGAGUCGGAACUUCUUACUGAUGCCAUUGCUGAGCUUGAGAGAUGAAUCUUACACACUUUAUUUCAAUAUAGGAGCUUAAGUUUAGGUGAGGAAGUGAGUUGUUCAAUGUGAAGCUAAAAGUUAUAUUGUUUUAAUUAAUUUUAUUUUUCUUUUUCUUUCUUUGCUUUGA